Messenger RNA from Lachancea thermotolerans CBS 6340, 1782 nucleotides. It is a transcript of the gene PDC1, whose product is annotated as indolepyruvate decarboxylase 1. The record is from RefSeq and is a predicted model, not a curated record. The transcript has a single exon. NCBI's taxonomy places the organism in Eukaryota, Fungi, Ascomycota, Saccharomycetes, Saccharomycetales, Saccharomycetaceae. The coding region runs from base 1 to 1782 and encodes 593 amino acids. Gene Ontology annotation, molecular function: thiamine pyrophosphate binding; magnesium ion binding; carboxy-lyase activity.
AUGUCUGAUUUGAUCCUUUAUUGUGAUUUUUAUAAAACCAGGAACUUAAACUCCAAUCGAGUAUCCCAAAACAAACCAGAAAUAACAAUGUCUGAAAUUACUCUAGGUCGCUACGUCUUUGAAAGAUUAAAGCAGGUCGAUGUUACCACUGUCUUCGGUCUGCCAGGUGACUUCAACCUGCGUCUGUUGGACGAGAUCUACGAGGUCGAGGGUAUGAGAUGGGCCGGUAACUGUAACGAGUUGAACGCUUCUUACGCUGCCGACGCUUACGCCAGAAUCAAGGGUAUGUCCUGUUUGAUCACCACCUUCGGUGUCGGUGAGUUGUCCGCUUUGAACGGUAUCGCCGGUUCUUACGCUGAGCACGUCGGUGUCUUGCACAUUGUCGGUGUCCCAUCCGUCUCCGCCCAGGCCAAGCAGCUAUUGUUGCACCACACCUUGGGUAACGGUGACUUCACUGUCUUCCACAGAAUGUCCGCCAACAUCUCUGAGACCACUGCUAUGAUCACUGAUCUAGCUACCGCCCCAUCUGAGAUCGACAGAUGUAUCAGAACCACCUACAUUAGACAGAGACCUGUUUACUUGGGUUUGCCAUCUAACUUCGUUGACCAGAUGGUCCCAGCCUCUCUAUUGGACACCCCAAUUGACUUGGCCUUGAAGCCAAACGACCAGCAGGCUGAGGAGGAGGUCAUCUCUACUUUGUUGGAGAUGAUCAAGGACGCUAAGAACCCAGUCAUCUUGGCUGACGCUUGCGCUUCCAGACACGAUGUCAAGGCUGAGACCAAGAAGUUGAUUGACAUCACUCAGUUCCCAUCUUUCGUCACCCCAAUGGGUAAGGGUUCCAUUGACGAGAAGCACCCAAGAUUCGGUGGUGUUUACGUCGGUACCUUGUCUUCCCCAGCUGUCAAGGAGGCCGUUGAGUCCGCUGACUUGGUUUUGUCCGUCGGUGCUUUGUUGUCUGACUUCAACACCGGUUCUUUCUCUUACUCUUACAAGACCAAGAACGUUGUUGAGUUCCACUCCGACCACAUCAAGAUUAGAAACGCCACCUUCCCAGGUGUCCAGAUGAAGUUCGUCUUGCAGAGCUUGUUGAACAAGGUCGGCGCCGUCGUCAAGGACUACAAGCCAGUCCCAGUCCCAGAGUUGCCAGCUCCAAACGCCGCUGUCGACCCAUCUACUCCAUUGAAGCAGCAAUGGUUGUGGAACCAGGUCGGUCAGUUCUUGCAGGAGGGUGACAUCGUCUUGACUGAGACCGGUACCUCCGCUUUCGGUAUCAACCAGACCCACUUCCCUAACAACACCUACGGUAUCUCCCAGGUCUUGUGGGGUUCCAUUGGUUAUGCCACCGGUGCUUGUUUGGGUGCCGUCAUGGCCGCCGAGGAGUUGGACAAGUCUAAGAGAGUUAUCUUGUUCACCGGUGAGGGUUCUUUGCAAUUGACCGCCCAGGAGAUCUCCACCAUGGUCAGAUGGAACUUGAAGCCAUACUUGUUCGUCUUGAACAACAAGGGUUACACCAUCGAGAAGUUGAUUCACGGUCCAACCGCUGAGUACAACGAGAUCCAGAACUGGAACCACUUGGACCUGUUGCCAACUUUCGGUGCUAAGGACUACGAGGCCAUCAGAGUUUCCACCACUGGUGAGUGGAACAAGUUGGCUGAGGACAAGGACUUCAACAAGAACUCUAAGAUCAGAUUGAUCGAGUUGAUGUUGCCAGUUAUGGACGCUCCAGAGUCUUUGGUCAAGCAGGCUCAAUUGACUGCUGCCACCAACGCCAAGUCCGCUUAA